Molecule: messenger RNA, 1290 nt
Organism: Eucalyptus grandis
Lineage: Eukaryota; Viridiplantae; Streptophyta; Magnoliopsida; Myrtales; Myrtaceae
Product: ribosome biogenesis protein BRX1 homolog 1
Exons: 8
Coding region: 187-1143 (318 amino acids)
Biological process (GO): rRNA processing; ribosomal large subunit assembly
Cellular component (GO): nucleolus
Molecular function (GO): rRNA binding
Source: RefSeq, a predicted model, not a curated record
GGGUUUUGCGAGGGUUUCCUGAUCAGCCUCUUCGUGACUCAAGGUUCGAGAAUCAAGCUUUUGCCGAUUUUCGUCUUCCUCAUCUUCGCCUCCUCCUUCUUGUUCCUCUUCUAGGGUUUUGCGAGGGGUUUUCCUGAUCAGUCUCUUCGUUUCUGCUACGCAUAGCGACUCAAGGUUCGAGAAUCAAUGGGGAAGAAGCGGAAGCAAAGAGAAGCGGAGACUAACGGGCCGGCGGCGAAGAAGGAAGAUACUGCGGCAUCGGAGGAGAGGCCUAAGCGGACGCUCCUCGGUUGGAAGGAGAAGCCGCAGGAGAACGCCGAUACCGCGGCCACCGCUCCUAGUUUCAGGAACAAAGAGAAGGUUCUCGUCACUUGCUCUCGCCGCAUCAAUUUCAGGUACCGGCAUCUGAUGUUGAAUGUGGUGUCGCUUCUGCCGCACUGUAAGAAGGACAACAAGGUCGAGUCUAAGGAAAUCAAAGGCGCCACCCUCAACGAGCUCGUGGAGCUCAGGAAUUGUUCCUCUUGCCUGUUCUUCGAGUGCAGGAAACAUUUGGAUCUCUACCUGUGGAUGGCAAAGUGCCCCAAUGGUCCAUCGGUGAAAUUCUUAGUAAAUGCCGUGCACACCAUGGAAGAACUGAAGCUUACUGGAAACCAUUUGAAAGGCUCACGUCCCAUUCUAACUUUCUCAGCCAAUUUCGAUAAGGAUGCCCAUUGGUUGCUUCUGAAGGAGAUGAUCAUACAGAUUUUCGGAACUCCAAAGGGACAUCAGAAAUCUAAGCCACAUCAUGAUCAUGUCUUUGCCUUCUCAAUUGUCGAUGAUCAUAUAUGGUUCAGAAACUACCAGAUAGCAGUUCCACACAUUGAAUCGGAUAAGGUGCCUCGAGGGAGCUUGGAAAAAAUGACUCUUGUUGAGGUUGGCCCAAGAUUUUGUUUGAAUCCGAUCAAGAUAUUUGGUGGUAGCUUUGGAGGCCCUACGCUUUACGAAAAUCCAUUUUACGUAUCGCCUAACCAGAUUCGUGCAUUGCAGAAAAAGCAGAAGACGGGCAAGUAUGCCAAGAAGGUCAAGGCUAAAACAAGAAGAAAGAUGCAUGAGCUAUCAAAUCCACUGGAGCCUGAUGAAUUUGCUGAUAUGUGGAAAGAGUAAACUAUACGCUCCUUUCAUCUUUGAAUCAAAGGGAAAAAGAGAGAACGUAUUACCUUGUAGUCAUCAGGAAGUUACGGAAUUUUAUCCGUCGAGAUUUUGUAUGAAUUCUAUAUCGUGAUAAAUUUUGGCAGUUUCAGUUUUGGGAAA